Molecule: messenger RNA, 811 nt
Organism: Mauremys mutica (yellowpond turtle)
Lineage: Eukaryota; Metazoa; Chordata; Testudines; Geoemydidae
Product: butyrophilin subfamily 1 member A1-like
Exons: 4
Coding region: 74-811 (245 amino acids)
Biological process (GO): T cell receptor signaling pathway; regulation of cytokine production
Cellular component (GO): external side of plasma membrane
Molecular function (GO): signaling receptor binding
Source: RefSeq, a predicted model, not a curated record
CAGAUGCUGCAGAGACCCCAACUGAGAUCUGGGCCCUGUUCUGCCAGGCACUGAAGAGACCCCAGAUCCAGCUAUGAUGAUGGGGAAGGUUCCCUCCUUCUCCCCCGGCUCCACAGUGAGCUCCGCUCUGCCCGGCUACGUCGCUCUCUGCCUCGGUCUACAGGUGCAGAGGCUGGUGUCAGCACAGUUCACAGUGACAGGACCUGAUCGUCCAAUCACAGCAUCUGUCGGUGGGGAGGGCGUCCUGCCCUGCCACCUCUCCCCCAGGAUGAGCGCUCAGAGCAUGGAGGUGAGAUGGGUCCGAUCCCAGGACUCUGCAGUUGUGCACCUGUGCCAAGAUGGGCAGGAUCAGUAUGAAAAUCAGAUGUUGGACUGUCAAGGAAGGACAGAGCUGCUGAAAGAUGACAUCACCAAUGGAAGUGUUUCCCUGAGAAUACGUGAUAUCCGACCUUCUGACGAGGGCCAAUAUACUUGUUUAUUUCUAUCACUUACCUUCUUUCAAGGCACCUCAGUGCUCCUGCAGGUGGAAGGCUUGGGCUCUGGCCCUGACAUCUCUGUGGAGGGACAUCAGGACGGAGGGAUCAAGGUGGUGUGUCGUUCAUCCAGAUGGUACCCACAGCCCGAGGCUCAGUGGAGAGAUCUUCAGGGACAGUUCUUACCAUCAGCCUCUGAAAACAUAUCCCAAGCAGCCAGUGGCCUCUUUCAAACAGAGAUUGCCAUUGUUAUAACAGAAGAAUCUAACCAGAAAGUGUCCUGCUGUGUUAGGAACCCGCGUGUCAACCAGGAGAGAGAGAGUCAGCAAUUUACAUAG